AUGCUCGGUCGAGGAAGCACGUCCGGGGCCUUCUUUCCCUUACCAGCCUUGGGGACGAGGGGGUCCCAAUCUGCAUUCUUCAGAGCCCCCCUCACGGCCUCUUCAACAGGCCGAAUGAAUCUGGCCCAGAUGCACUCUUCGUACCAGACUUUUCCAUCCUCGUCGUACGCGUUGCGACGCAACCAAGGCGUCAGAGUAAGGAAGGUCAUUCCCUUUUGGAGUUGGAAGGAAAUGCCAGCCACGCCGUGCUGCUGGGCGACGUCGGCCCUCCAAGACGAGAGCCAAUUGGUUGACAACAGGGGAAGCGGUGCCGUCUGGAUCAAGCCGAAUUGCCGCGCCACGAAGUUCGGCCCCAGCCUUGGACAGGCCGCAAUGAAGGUCGCGCGCGACCAGGAAGGAGCCCCAGAUUUCCUUCAGAUCGUUCUCCGUUUCACCGUCAGGAAUCACGGAGAGGUCGUGCGCCAAGAACAAAGGGUACGGCCGAGCAAGGCACACCCGAAAUUGCGACCCAGUCCUCUCGACCAAGCCAUAGAAAAAUUUAUAACAGGAAGUCGAGGUGUUAUGCUUCUUGGGGGCCCGGGCAAACGCAUUGGCCAACGGCUCGGUGUCAGUAAUAUUGGCCACUCCCCUCAGCUUUGGGAAAUAAGCCUGCAGCCAGAACUGGAAGGCCCAUAG
Messenger RNA from Prunus armeniaca (apricot), 675 nucleotides. NCBI's taxonomy places the organism in Eukaryota, Viridiplantae, Streptophyta, Magnoliopsida, Rosales, Rosaceae. The record is from the annotation of a GenBank genome assembly.